Molecule: messenger RNA, 999 nt
Organism: Prunus armeniaca (apricot)
Lineage: Eukaryota; Viridiplantae; Streptophyta; Magnoliopsida; Rosales; Rosaceae
Source: the annotation of a GenBank genome assembly
AUGGUUGAAGAUGGUGACAGAGUUUGUUGGAAGAAGAAAUCAAUAUUCUUUGAUCUCGAGUAUUGGAAAUACCUUCCUGUGAGGCAUGUCCUAGAUGUUAUGCACAUUGAGAAGAAUGUUUGCGAUAGUAUCAUUGGUACAUUGCUGGAGAUCCCUGGAAAAAAUAAAGAUGGGAUUGCUGCUCGAUUAGAUUUAUUGAACAUGGGGGUCAAAACUGAUUUGCAACCCGAGUAUGGAGAAAGACGUACUCGUUUGCCUCCCGGGCCUUGGAAUUUGUCAAGAGCAGAGAAGAGAGAGAUUCAAGACUUCUUGGCCUUAAAUCACAUGAUUGUCUACCUUAAUGCAACAAUUGCUCCCUGUGGCAAUUCGUUCUGUUUUGGAGAAGCCUGCAAGACUGUUGAUGUUUCCAAGCUAGAUAAGUUGGAAGAAGAUGUAGUAGUUACUUUGUGUUUGCUUGAGAAGUACUUUCCCCCUUCAUUCUUUGAUAUCAUGGUUCAUCUAGUAGUACAUCUUGUCAGAGAAGUUCGUCUGUGUGGGCCAGUAUAUUUUAGAUGGAUGUAUCCGUUUGAAAGAUAUAUGAAAGUGCUAAAGGGGUAUGUUCAGAAUCGUACUCGUCCCGAAGGUUGCAUUGCUGAGCGGUAUAUAGCUGAAGAAGCUGUAGAGUUUUGUACCGAGCAUUUAUCUGAUGUUAGUACAGUUGGAGUGCCUUCAAGCCAAAAGAUGGGAGUUUCAAAGCCAUUAUCAGGUUGCACAGUGAGCGUAGUUGAUCGGGACCUGUUGAACCAAGCACAUCUAUAUGUCUUGGAGAAUACGGAGGAAGUCCUACCUUAUAUCGAGCAACAUAUGAUCCACAUCCAGACCGCUUAUCCAAAAUUUAGAAAGAAAACAAAGUGGCUGCAGGAUAAGCACAAUAGCACUUUCAUUCAAUGGCUACGCUUGAAGGUUCAAAGUGAACUUAAUGAGGACAAUCAUGGCGUAUCAGAAAAAAAUUCUUGUUAA